AUGAAGUCCCUUCAGCAAUUGACUCGCCGAACGGCCCUGACCGGCCUGGCAAUGCCACGGAUCCUGUCCUCGCAAACUACUGCCGCCAGCCGGCUAUGGCGGAGGAAUUUCAGUGCCACCGCGUCCGUCGCACAAUUGGCUGGCUUGGAUGCCUCCAAGCUGAGCCUGACGAAGACUCAGACCCCCAAGGAGCUCACCCCUAACAAGGAUCUUGUUUUUGGAAAGACUUUCACUGACCAUAUGAUCUCGAUCGAGUGGACGGCUACCGAUGGCUGGCACACACCCCGCAUUAUCCCUUACCAGAACCUCAGCUUGGACCCUUCUACCUGUGUGUUCCACUAUGCCUUUGAGUGUUUCGAGGGAAUGAAGGCAUACAAAGACAAGACUGGAGGCACACGUCUGUUCCGUCCCAACAAGAACAUGGAGCGUCUGAACAAGUCCUCCGCGCGUAUUGCCCUACCUACAUUUGACGGCGAUGAGCUGGUUAAGCUAAUUGGAGAGUUUGUGAAGUUGGACGAUCGUUUCAUCCCAGAUGCUCGUGGUUACUCUUUGUACCUCCGACCCACCAUGAUUGGCACCCAGAAGACUCUGGGCGUUGGCCCUCCCGGAUCAGCCCUUCUGUUUGUUAUUGCUAGCCCCGUUGGCCCGUACUACCCGACUGGCUUCAAGGCCAUCUCUCUCGAGGCCACUGAUUAUGCCGUCCGCGCUUGGCCUGGUGGUGUUGGUGACAAGAAGCUCGGUGCGAACUAUGCUCCCUGCAUUUUGCCCCAGCUCGAGGCCGCUUCCCGCGGUUUCCAACAGAACCUGUGGCUCUUCGGCGAAGAGGAAUUUGUGACUGAAGUCGGCACAAUGAACCUCUUUAUCGCCAUCAAGAACGAGGAGACUGGACAGAAGGAGUUGAUCACGGCUCCCCUUGAUGGAACUAUCCUGGAGGGUGUGACAAGAGAUUCCGUUCUCGCGCUCGCUCGUGAGAGACUGGAGCCCAAGGGCUGGCUUAUUUCGGAGCGGAAGAUCCGCAUGUCCGAUGUCGCGAAGGCUGCCGAGGAAGGCCGUAUGAUUGAGGUCUUCGGUGCUGGCACUGCAGCCAUCGUGAGCCCCGUGCGAAACAUUAGCUACCGUGGUAAGCUGGUGGAUUGUGGUUUGAAGAAGGAUGAGGAGGCUGGAGAGAUUGCUCUUCAGAUGAAGAACUGGAUCGAGGCUAUCCAGCACGGAGAUGAAGCGCACGAGUGGAGUCACGUUGUUUAA
Molecule: messenger RNA, 1245 nt
Organism: Penicillium verhagenii
Lineage: Eukaryota; Fungi; Ascomycota; Eurotiomycetes; Eurotiales; Aspergillaceae
Product: branched-chain amino acid aminotransferase, cytosolic
Exons: 4
Coding region: 1-1245 (414 amino acids)
Biological process (GO): L-valine biosynthetic process; L-leucine biosynthetic process
Cellular component (GO): mitochondrion
Molecular function (GO): branched-chain-amino-acid:2-oxoglutarate transaminase activity
Source: RefSeq, a predicted model, not a curated record